GCCGUCGCCGGGCUCGGGCUCCCGCGCCGCUCUUCCUUCUCGCCGCCCGGCGGUCCUGCGGCUUUCCCUCCUGCCGCUGCGGGCCGCGGGGCCAAGGCCAUGUCCCGGAAGCAGGCGGCGAAGAGCCGGCCGGGCAGCGGCAGCCGGAAAGCCGAGGCCGAGCGCAAGCGGGACGAGCGGGCGGCGCGCCGGGCCCUGGCCAAGGAGCGGCGGAACCGGCCGGAGUCCGGCGGCGGCGGCGGCUGCGAGGAGGAGUUCGUCAGCUUCGCCAACCAGCUGCAGGCUCUGGGGCUGAAGCUGCGGGAGGUGCCGGGGGACGGCAAUUGCCUAUUCAGAGCUCUUGGUGAUCAAUUGGAGGGACAUUCAAGAAAUCAUCUCAAGCACCGACAGGAGACAGUGGACUACAUGAUAAAGCAGCGGGAAGAUUUUGAACCCUUUGUAGAAGAUGACGUUCCUUUUGAGAAACAUGUGGCCAGUUUGGCAAAGCCUGGAACAUUUGCUGGCAAUGAUGCUAUUGUAGCCUUUGCAAGAAAUCAUCAGUUGAAUGUGGUGAUUCAUCAACUUAAUGCCCCUUUGUGGCAGAUCCGCGGUACAGAGAAGAGCAACGUGCGGGAGUUGCACAUCGCGUACCGGUGUGGCGAGCACUAUGACAGCGUCCGGAGGAUCAACGACAACUCGGAAGCACCUGCGCACCUCCAGACUGAUUUUCAGAUGCUUCAUCAAGAUGAAUCAAAUAAAAGAGAGAAGAUCAAGACAAAGGGAGUCGACUUUGAGGACGACCUGAAAGAUGAAGUAGAAGACGCUGUCCAGAAAGUCGGCAAUGCAACUGGGUGUUCAGAUUUUAAUUUGAUAGUCCAGAACCUGGAAGCUGAAAAUUACAACAUUGAAUCUGCGAUAAUUGCCAUGCUCCAGAUGAACCAGGGGAGAAGAAAUAAUGCAGAGGAGAACCUUGAGUCCAGUGGCCGAGUCCUGAAGCAGUGUGGUGGCCCUUUAUGGGAGGAGGAUGGCAGUGGCACCGGCAUCUUUGGGAAUCAGGGCUUAAAUGAAGGCAGGACUGAAAACAAUAAGGCACGGGCCAGCCCUACCGAAGAAAACAAAGCAAAUAAAAACCAGCUCCCAAAGGUCACAAACAGGCAGCGGCGCGAGCAGCAGCGGCUAGAGAAGAAGAAGCGGCAGGAGGAGCGGCAUCGGCACAAAGCCCUGGAGGGCAGGGGCAGCCACGGGGACGGCAGCAGGAGCGAAGCGGAUGCGAGCGCUCAGGUCACCUUGGUGAAGACCUUCGCAGCUCUCAGCAUCUGACUCAGGCCUCCCGGGAGACGGGAGGGGCGAGGGGAGAGUGGAGUGGACCGGCUUUCCAGCGAGGCUGUCCUUUUCCAAAACGGAACUCAUCCCACAGUAUCCACACGGCCGCUCCCACACCGAGUUAGUGUCCUUCAAGCUGCCUCUUUUUUGUUCGAAGUUUUGUUAGUGCUGUGUUUUAUUUAAUGAAAGUGCAGUGAAGCCAUUCAUGUUCUGUAAUUAAAGUAUCGAGUUUUAGGGCUGGAUAGUUAGGUCAAGAAAAACUUUGUAAGUGUGGUCUUUUUUGCCCUAAAAAUCAGAGUUCAGUAACCCUGGGAUCUUUCCUGAACACUUAGGGUGAGUUUUGCUGUAACUGGUCAUGAACUAGUUUAGAUUAAUUGCUAGGAAUUGAGAAUAACAAGUUUCCUUUGUUUUGCUUUCAUUCUCAAACAGAUAUUAAUAUGCAGGAUAGUCUAUAAGCGAUCUCCAACUCAGGUACCUGUUCAGAAUUAAUUUUCUUCUAAUCCAAGUUAAUGAGAAAAUAAUUCAGGAAGUGUUUUCCCAAAGUAAUAUGAUACACAGGUUGUGGCCUGUAGUCGGGGUGGAAGUUAAGUUACUGCAUUUUUCUUCUGGAUUCUGAUGUUAUUUCAGAUGGGAUGCAGGUGCUGUUAGUUCGUUUGCUCUCAGGCCAUAUGAUAAAUGGGCCUGACUGUUACUUAGGCCUGGACUUUGCUGGAAAGUUGAUAGUGUUGCUGAGUUUUGGGUACUUGUUUCUUGACAACGAGAAGACGGCAUGUUACGGCUUCUGAUGGCAGUUCUGGGCUUCUGAUAGUAUGGAAAACGGAGUCCAUAGUUGUAAAGGGAGGAAUCAGGAGAGUCCUGAGUUUGUGCUCAGGAAGAGUUUUUAUAGGGGGAGAGUGUCUGGAAGAAUGUCUGAGGCUUUUCAUGUUCCCAUGUUAAGUAACUGUCUUUUCUUCCCUACCAUUCUAGAUUUAGAAAGAUGCCUUCAGAGAAAUAAAAGGUAACUUGACCUGUUACUCAAUUUUCUUAGUAUCGUGAAAAUGAAAUCCCAUGAAAUGCUGCACUUACCUCUUUUUAUUUAAGCCCUGUUUGGGAUUUUGAUGUUGAAAAGCUCUCUAGCACCCUCCGGAAGCUGUCAGUGACUUAGGUCACACCAGCAGGCCAGAGAACGUACUUUGGCUGAGGCCUUUGAAUGACUCCACAGUGCUGAGAUAGGUGGACCCGGGCGGUGGAGAGAUGUCACUCCUCGUACUGAAUUAGGUGGGUGUGAGCUUUAGAACUGUAAGGUAUGCAGUGGCCAGUCUUGGACAGUCUUUGCCUUUUGGGGACCUAAUAUUGGGAGAAAUAACAUAUGCUGACUCAAAAGGUAAAUUAUUAGUUACCUCCCCCAUCUCAAAUUUCAAAAUUUUAAGAGUUCCGAGACAAAAGGAAAAUUAUAAAAGGGUUUUGACAUGUAUACACAUGUCAGUGUAGGCUGACCUUGGAGCCAUUGGGUUGUCUUCAUCAGGUGAUUUGCUUUCUUCGGUUUUAAUGAUGUGUUUUAAUUUUUUGUUUGGUGACUUUUUGUGGUUGCAGCAUCAGUGGUCUCUUGGAAUUGUUCUCAGGACAUCCUGGAACAGGACAUUGUAAUAUUUAGCAGAUUUAGAAAGUGCACGGCGGUUUUUCUUUGCACACUGUGAAGUCCUGAGUGAGAGCCUCUAGUCCAGACAAGUGAAGGGUAGGUCUCUGUUGCCUUACUGUCUCCUAGGGAGUGAGAGCCAGUGCUUUAGGAUCUGCUGUCUCGUGACUUUCCGCUCUGGGCACAUUCUGACCGUGGCCGAGCAUUUCUGAGGGAACACUCUUUCUCGCCUGCUUUGUCCUGUGAGAGUACCGGAGACUGGGUGCUCCCAGAAAGAUCAAGAUUGUGUAGCAGACAUUCAGCAGAAUUCAGCGUCAGAAACGGCUGAAGGGAGACCCAUUACCCGAAGUAGUAGAGCUGCUUUAUUGACUUGGUUAAAUGAAGGUGGCCUUGGGCCCUGUUGGGUUUUAGAAGUUGCUAAAAAGUCAUUAAAGAAUAUUGGGCACAUUUAUUUAUAAAUUACCUAAUUCUGAUGCUAGGCUUCCCACAUUUCUGGGGUAAAAUAAUAGUGGUUUUAGAAACUAAUCAAAUGGCUUCAGUAGUUUUCUUUUAUUACCAUGGCAUAGUUUUCCAGUUGUAAUUGUCUGUGUUUGGUAUGUUAACUGUUAGGAAUGGGGUACAUGUAUCCAGUGUUAGUGAUGCCUUCUAGCUAAAGGCACGAAUUCAGACCUCGCCGCCUCAGCCUCACCUGGGUGUGAGGUGCGUGGGCACUUCCCUGCCCGGGCAGGCCCUUGAGGCUGACUUUCUCGACAGCCGAAAUGGAGGCCCCGCGUGUGUAGUCCUGGGGUGGCCGUUGUCAGCGGCGGUCCCUGGUACAGUCACUCACAUGCACACCGUGUCAGGGAGUGAGUCUCUCUUCACUUCCGUGGCUGUUAGAGGUCUGUUACGUGGGAUUGUCUCGGUGGCUUUGAUCAGGAGAAAGGGGAUGGGGCAGUGGUCCAUAGCUGCUUACUAGUCUUAUAAACUGUAUAUAAAGGUUUUAUGGAUAAAAAAAGAUUUUUUUAAAGGUCAAAAUAAGAAAUACAAUUUUAGUGGCAACAGCUUUGUGCUAGAGAGUAUUAAAACAGCAUAGAGCCAUGACUUCUAAAUUAAUAUAAUUGCCACCAGGAGAUAUUAGAGAGAGGGACUGUAUAUGUAUAUUUAAUUUUUCAAUAAUAGAAAACAUGUUUUCAGGAGCAAAGUGUGGUUGAAGAAUUGUGGCAGAAAAAAGAAUCAUGUUAGUUGCAGUUGUCUAUAGUUGCUUUCAUAAGCUUUGAAAACACUUCUAAACCCAUUUUGAUUCCGAGGGCUUGUGAAGUGGGGUCUCCCUCGUGGGACAGCUAGAGCUGGGCUUCGAGGGGGCCUUUGUGGCGGCUCUGUCUAGCACCCUGCCCUGCUUUCCUGGGGAGCUUGGACGAUGGGAAAUGAUAUGGUCCUGGGUGGGAGGAGGGCCGCGCUAGCGGGGGAGAGCUAGCGACCAGAUGGACUUGGCAUUGAACUGUGCUCACAGUCAGUCCCUGCUGUCAAUGUGCAAUUUCUCUCAUUCUGAGAAACUCUCUAGACUGCCUGGGUUUUACUGGGUCCACAUAGAGUGCUGUCAGUUUACCUCUGUGAAAUGUUCAACUCGAAUGUGCAGUCGGUUGAAGGAAACUUGGACUCCCUGUCAGAGCUGACACUCACGCCGACCAGAAGGGUCUGCGAGGGUGGGCGACUGGAUCUUCCUGGUUUCUGCGUCACAUCUGUGGCCCUCUCUGACUCCCAUUUUGGGUAGAUGCGUAGCUCUUCACCUUUUUACCUCAAGGCUCUUGUCUAUCUAUAGCAAACCUUUUAGACUCAGAGUCCAAUGCAGUUUUUUUGUUUUGACAUUUUCACGAUUCACUUUUAUUCAUCUCAGCUUUCAGAACAGGUGUUGCUCAAACUCUGGGGCCUUCCAACGGCUGUUCUGAGGAGAUUUAAUAAUGGCACUUUUUACGAGGUGUGUUUUUCUGACUGUAAAGCAAAUUGUAUUUUUCCACUGAUGUCGUUAAGUUGCUGAUCUCGAUGGCAUGUUUAAAUUAUAGCAAACCUUCUGGCAUCACAUAUCAGCAGGGGAAAUGGAUCGUUGAUUUGAAGGGGAGAUACUGAGCACCAGUCACGAAGUGCGUGCUGUGCGGAACUCAGAAUGUGUGCCACAGAGCCGGGCCCCGGGGAGGAGUGGGGCUGCGUGGGCUGCCUGUCUCCCUUCUGUCCAAGGUCACGUUCCCUGUAAAAACCUCAGGCUCUUCACCAUUUCUUCUGAGGGAUUACUUUCUAGAGCCUCGCUGUUCUAGUUGGAACUAGUUUGUAGCUCGAUUUAAAUGUUUAGCAUCCUUGCAAAGUUACUUGAGAAGGGGCUGGUACCAGUAAAGAGUAAUUUCUGUAAAAGCAUGAACUCCCCUUGGUGACUUUGUUUUAAGCAGGGCCUACCCGUGAUCCAGAACUACUUCUGCUCACCGCGCUGGUGGUCAUGGAAGGUAAGGACCAUGGAUGAAACCUCGGUGGUCUGCCCUUCUUCUUCUGUAUGUCAGCAUCCACCAGGUCACUGUCGCCAGCUGUCUGUGACAGCCGUUUGAGUUCAGUCACAGACCUCUGCCUGUGGUUUGAUCUGCUCGACUAAAGCUUGAGGAAUGCUGGCGUGGGCUCCUCUCAUGUUCAUCUUCCUUGGGGAGAAGGGCCCUCGGCCGCCCUGGCUACCCUCCCAGCAUCCUCCACCAGCGCUGCGCUCAGUGAGAAGAAGGAAGGAGCCAGGAGUCAGACUUCAAGCUGCGUGUUCCUCUUGCUGAUGUCGGAGUGCUGGGGGGUGUUGACCACCUCAGUGAAGGGGGGCGCUUGGGUCUGAGGGGAACGCAGGGGCCUCCACGGGCUCAGCCGCCUUCUCUAUUCUCUAGUUGCACUAUACAUGUUCUCGCUGCAGUCUGGAGAUAAUACUUAAGACCUCCCUGGGGUCAUGAUCCGUAGACUUGGCAAGUCUUGCCUCGUCUAUGGAGCUCGACUGUCUGUGGAGAAACGUGACCGUUGUCUGAUGUCCGCAGUUCAUUUCCCCUAGGUUGUUUCUUUCCUCAGAUUGUGUUACUCUGAACCAUUUUGUUUUUUAUUUACUGAAGUACUGUACUUGGCUAUUUGCAGUGUUUUCAGAACCAAAUGUUUCUUUUUUGUGUUUUUAAUCUCCAAUACUUGGUGCAAUAGAAGCUGCAAAGAUGUGCCACUUUAUCUACAAAAUGGCAUUUUGUAUACCAAUAAAUUCUAGUUUAAAGACAAAGCU
Messenger RNA from Camelus dromedarius (Arabian camel), 6176 nucleotides. It is a transcript of the gene OTUD3, whose product is annotated as OTU deubiquitinase 3. Gene Ontology annotation, molecular function: cysteine-type deubiquitinase activity. The transcript has 8 exons. The coding region runs from base 100 to 1299 and encodes 399 amino acids. Gene Ontology annotation, biological process: protein K6-linked deubiquitination; protein K48-linked deubiquitination; protein K27-linked deubiquitination. NCBI's taxonomy places the organism in Eukaryota, Metazoa, Chordata, Mammalia, Artiodactyla, Camelidae. The record is from RefSeq and is a predicted model, not a curated record.